UUUUUGGGGGUUUUGGAGUGAUUUUUUUCUUUCUUCUUCACAGAGCUGUGGAACUCUACACUCAGUAGCGUGGUGGAAUGCUAAAGUAAAGUCAGUGUUCUCUGCAAAUAAUCAAUGGAUCAAAUUCAAAGAGGAGUAGGCGGAGGAGCUCCUCCUUCCAGAGCUCACCAGUUUCACCCUUCUCGAAAUCCUAUCGUUGAUCUCUUCAACCUCUACCUCGGUAGGAAUUUGCGGCAAAAGACUGAAGAUGUAAUCAGAGAAUCUCCAAACAAGUCUCAAAAGAGGAUAACUGCUUUUAACCGUGACCUUCCUCCUCGGAACGAACAGUUUGUUUCUGAUUUUGAACAACUUCAGGCCCAGUUUCCGGACCAGGAGCAAUUGCGUGCAGUUACAGAAUCUGUCCUUAUUACUUUGGUUGUGCAAUGUAGUAGUCACACACCGCGGGCAGAGUUUCUUCUGUUCGCGUUGCGUAGCUUGUGUACCAUGGGUUAUGUAAAUUGGGACACAUUCUUGCCUUCUCUCCUUUCUUCAGUUUCCUCAGCAGAGACAUCCAUUGGACAAACAAGUCAUCAAGCAGCAUCAAGUAGCCUUGCGUCUUCAGGUUUGACACAUAUUGGAAUGAUGCAAUCAUCAAGUGCAGUUCCUAACUCCACUUUUCAUUCCACAAAUCCUGCGUCUCCUUUAACCUCAAUGCAUGGCAUUGGAUCUCCUGCUCAGUCAGCGUCAGAACCAUCUACAACUAUGUCACCCAUCAAGUCUUCAACUUUUGCCUCCAAUGGGCAGAAAAUUGUUUCUAGGACAAAUCCUUCACUAAGAGAUUCUGCUGUUAGCUGUUUACGUCAGUUGUCAUGUAAGAUCAUUUUGGCUGGCCUUGAAUCCAAUUUGAAGCCAGUUACACAUGCUGAUAUUUUCACCCAAAUGCUGAAUUGGUUAGUUAAUUGGGACCAAAGAACCCAGGUUAAUGAAACUGAUGGACUAAAAGCUUGGAAACCAGAUAGGUCUCUGAAUGACUGGCUGCACAGUUGCUUAGAUGUAAUUUGGCUGUUGGUUGACGCAGAUAAAUGUAGGGUUCCGUUCUAUGAAUUGCUUCGCAGUGGCCUGCAGUUUAUGGAAAAUGUACCUGAUGAUGAAGCCUUGUUUACUCUGAUUUUGGAGAUCCAUAGGAGACGAGAUAUGGUGGCCAUGCACAUGCAAAUGUUGGAUCAGCACCUUCACUGCCCAACAUUUGGUACUCAUCGAUUAAUGACUCAAGCUUAUCCAAGUGUAUCAGGUGAAUCAGCAGCUAGCUUGCGUUAUUCUCCCAUCACAUAUCCGAGUGUACUAGGAGAGCCUUUGCAUGGAGAGGAUCUAGCAACCUCCAUCCAAAAAGGAAAUAUGGACUGGGAAAGAGCUCUUCGUUGUGUAAGACAUGCUCUUCGAACAUCCCCAUCACCUGACUGGUGGAGACGUGUGCUACUUAUGGCUCCCUGUUAUAAAUCUAAUGCUCAAGGAUCAACUCCUGGUGCUGUUUUCUCUAGUGAGAUGAUUAGCGAGGCAACCAUCGAGAGAACAGUUGAACUGUUGAAGAUGACAAAUUCAGAUACACAUUUCUGGCAAGAGUGGCUUAUAUUUUCGGAUAUAUUUUUCUUUCUCAUGAAGAGUGGUUGUAUUGAUUUUCUCGAUUUUGUGGACAAGCUUGCUUCUCGAGUUCUGAAGGGUGAUCAUCAGAUUCUUCAGAGCAAUCAUGUGACGUGGCUGCUGGCACAAAUUAUUCGAAUUGAGAUUGUGACAAACGCCCUAAACUCAGACCCCAGAAAGGUGGAGAGUACCAGAAAGAUUCUAUCUUUUCAUAAAGAGGAUAGAAACUCAGAUCCGAAUAACGUUACCCCUCAAAGCAUCCUGUUUGAUUUUAUAAGCAGUAGUCAGACUUUACGUAUUUGGUCUUUCAACACUUCAAUUAGAGAGUAUUUGAAUCACGAGCAGCUUCAAAAGGGCAAGCAGAUAGAUGAGUGGUGGAAGCAAGUAACAAAAGGAGAGCGUAUGCUUGACUAUAUGAAUUUGGAUGAUAGAUCAAUUGGAAUGUUUUGGGUUCUGUCAUAUACAAUGGCGCAGCCUGCUUGUGAAGCAGUUAUGAAUUGGUUGACCUCAUCUGGAGUAACAGAAUUGUUACCAGGAUCAAAUGUGCAGUCUAAUGAGAGGGUAAUGGUGAUGCGAGAAGUUUGCCCCAUGCCAAUGUCACUAUUAUCUGGUCUUUCCAUCAACUUAUGUCUUAAACUCGGCUAUCAGCUCGAAGAAUCUAUGUUUUUUAAUCAGGUUAUUCCGAGCAUUUCAAUGGUUGAAACGUACGUCAGAUUGCUUCUAGUUGCGCCUAAUUCAUUAUUUAGAGUGCAUUUUACGAAUUUGGCGACGAGGAAUCCAGCUAUACUAAACAAGCCUGGCGUAUCCCUACUUCUGCUGGAAAUACUAAACUACCGUUUCCUUCCACUUUAUAGGUAUCAUGGGAAGUCCAAGGCAUUAAUGUAUGAAGUUGCAAAAAUAAUUGCGAUGCUAAGGGGAAGACGAGCAGAGCAUCGCGUAUUCAGAUUGGCUGAAAACCUAUGCAUGAACCUCAUCUUGUCACUACGAGAUGUGUUUUUGGUGAAAAAAGAUUUGAAGGGUCCAACCGAAUUCACAGAAACAUUGAAUAGGAUGACGAUAAUCAGUCUUGCUAUUACUAUCAAGAUCCGUGGUAUUGCCGAAGUUGAGCAAAUGGUUUACCUUCAACCGCUUUUGGAGCAAGUAAUGGCAACUAGUCAGCAUACUUGGUCAGAGAAGACAAUGCGCCAUUUCCCUCCUGUUAUUCGUGAAGCUUUAUUGGGACGGAUGGACAAAAGAGGGCACGCCAUUCAAGCUUGGCAACAGGCAGAAACAACUGUUAUUAACCAAUGCACACAGCUUCUGUCCCCCUCUGCUGAUCCAUCUUAUGUUCUGACUUACAUUAACCAUAGUUUUCCUCAACAUCGACAAUAUCUAUGUGCUGGUGCUUGGAUUCUUAUGCAUGGCCACCCUGAAAGCAUUAAUAGUGCAAACCUCGGACGUGUCUUGAGAGAAUUUACGCCCGAAGAAGUGACAUCUAAUAUUUACACUAUGAUUGAUGUACUUCUUCAUCAUAUUCAUAUGGAAAUGCAACAUGGGCAUCUCCAACAGGACCUUCUAGCAAAAGCUAGUGCCAACCUUACGUUUUUUAUAUGGACACAUGAGCUACUUCCAUUAGAUAUCUUGCUGCUAGCACUUAUUGACCGUGAUGAUGACCCUAAUGCUCUGCGGAUAGUGAUGGCUCUGAUUGAUAAGCAAGAGCUUCAACAAAGAAUCAAAUUAUUUUGUAUGAACCGUGGCCCCCCUGAGCAUUGGCUUCACUCAGGAAUUUUCAAGCGUGUCGAGUUGCAGAAAGCUCUUGGGAAUCAUCUCUCUUGGAAGGAGCGGUACCCACCCUUCUUUGAUGAUAUUGCAGCUCGCUUGCUUCCAGUCAUUCCUUUAAUUGUUUACAGGUUUAUUGAGAAUGAUGCUCAUGAUGUGGCCGAGAGGUUCCUUGCUGCUUAUUCUGCCUUGCUCGCCUACCACCCUUUGAGGUUCACAUUUGUCAGAGAUAUUCUUGCCUAUUUCUUUGGUCAUCUUCCAAGCAAGUUGAUUGUGAGAAUUCUAAAUGUACUCGAUCUUUCCAAGAUCCCAUUCUCCGAAUCAUUCCCUCGUCACAUUAGUUCAUCAAAUCCUGCAACAUGCCCACCACCAGACUAUUUUGCAACUCUCCUGUUGGGAAUAGUAAACAAUGUUAUUCCCCCUCUAAAUAACAAAUCCAAAUCUGGAGCGAUGGGAGACACUGUUACCAAUUCUCGGACCGCAUAUAACAGAACCCAAGCACCAUCGCAUUCGGGCCCGAUAAAUGCUUCGGAGGUUCAGAAACCAUUUUAUCAAAUUCAAGAUCCUGGCACGCUUACCCAGCUUUAUCUUGAAACAGCAGCCAUUGAACUCCUCUCACUACCAGCAUCGCCUUCUCAAAUAGUAACUGCACUUGUUAAUAUAGUCGUGCAUGUUCAACCCACACUAAUUCAGUCCAGUAGCGGUCUUCAAGGAACAUCAAGUGGUGUUAGUCAAGGAUCUGUUCUACCAAACUCACCUACAGCUGGAAGCACAGACUCCAUGAACACAAGCCGAUCGAAUCCUUCAACUACAGGAAUCAACACCAGCAACUUUGUUUCAAAAAGUGGUUAUACGAGCCAACAAUUAUCCUGUUUGAUGAUCCAAGCUUGUGGUCUUCUAUUAGCUCAGUUACCUCCGGAUUUUCAUGUGCAACUUUAUUUAGAGGCAUCACGUAUAAUUAAAGAGUGUUGGUGGCUCACUGAUGGGAAAAAGUCAGUUAAGGAGCUAGAUUCUGCUGUUGGAUAUGCUUUGCUGGAUCCAACGUGGGCCGCUCAAGAUAACACAUCAACAGCCAUAGGUAAUAUAGUUGCGCUCCUUCAUUCUUUCUUUAGUAACCUUCCUCAGGAAUGGCUUGAAGGGGCACAUGCAGUUAUUAAGCAUCUUAGACCUGUCUCAUCUGUUGCAAUGUUGAGGAUAGCAUUCCGUAUACUUGGUCCUUUGCUCCCUCGUCUUGCCUUUGCACGCUCACUAUUCAUGAAGUCUCUGGCUUUGCUAUUCAACUUAAUGGCGGAUGUCUUCGGGAGAAACUCACAGCCUUCUACACCCACGGAAGCCUCAGACAUAGCAGAUCUUAUCGAUUUCUUACACCAUGCGGUUCUAUAUGAAGGACAGGGAGGACCGGUGCAGAGUACUAGUAAACCUAAAAUAGAGACCCUAGCUCUCUGUGGGAAGUUAAUGGAACUUUUAAGACCCGACGUUCAACACCUUCUUUCUCACCUUCGAACUGAUCCCAUGUCUUCCGUUUAUGCUGUUACUCAUCCGAAGGUGGUGUCUCAGAAUCCUCCUCAGUAUUAAGUUUGUUUGGUGGUAUAUAUCUUCUUUUUUUCCUGUCUUUUUUAGAAUGGCAGCAGCAUGUACUAACUCAACAAUGUAUUUAUUGACGUAUGAUAUAUAUGAUACAUUAGAUGUAAGGGUGGUAUGUCAUUUUUGACGUAUGUAUCAACCCAAACAAUCAACCAGUAAAUCACUAUUUGUCACUCGAUCCUGAAAUCUUGGGGUUUCUACAGUGAUUCUGUUUAAGCAAGACUUGAAAU
Messenger RNA from Papaver somniferum (opium poppy), 5189 nucleotides. Its product is annotated as mediator of RNA polymerase II transcription subunit 23-like. Lineage: Eukaryota; Viridiplantae; Streptophyta; Magnoliopsida; Ranunculales; Papaveraceae. Gene Ontology annotation, biological process: regulation of transcription by RNA polymerase II; positive regulation of gene expression. The transcript has 21 exons. Bases 115 to 4950 code for a protein of 1611 amino acids. Gene Ontology annotation, cellular component: mediator complex; transcription regulator complex. The record is from RefSeq and is a predicted model, not a curated record.